UGAUUCAGAACUCUCUCUCUCUCUCUCUCUCUCUCUCUAAGAGAGAGAUGGGAAUGGUUGAGAACGGAGGAAUGGCGUGCAAGUGCGUGGAAUGGAAGAGCUUGUUUAGUCUCCGGCAAGUAUCUUCCCGGAAGCUGAGAUUCCCCCUGAAUUUCAGGAACUUCUCCAGAUUUCCUCUCUCAAAAUGGGAGCCAUCUCUCUGGAGAUCCUUCGCCGGCAGCCACUGCAUUUUCAGCAUGGAUGCUCGAGAGAAUUCACGGUCAACAUUUUUGAUAUCAUCGAAACAUAAAAGGGUCCCGAUUUUUGUCAUGAUGCCUAUUGAUUCAUUUGACAUUGAUACUUCAGGGACUCCGAAAGUCAAGAAAAUCAAGGCCUUAACUGUAUCUGUAAAAGCACUCAAGUUGGCAGGUGUCCAUGGCAUUGCAGUUGAGAUCUGGUGGGGGAUCGUCGAGCGUUCUUCUCCUUUUGCAUAUAAUUGGUCUCUUUAUGAAGAGAUUUUCAAGUUGAUAUCUGAAUCAGGGUUAAAGUUGCAUGUUGCGUUGUCUUUUCACUCAAACAUGCACUUAUCCUCAGGAGGGCGAGGAAGUAUCAGUCUUCCUCUGUGGAUCUUAGAGAUUGGUCGUCACAAUAAGGAUAUAUAUUAUCAUGACCAUAAUGGGGCGUCAAAUGAUGAUUGCCUUACGUUAGGGGUGGACCAACAUCCUUUAUUUUGUGGCCGGACUGCCCUCCAAUGCUAUGAGGACUUUAUUAUCAGUUUUGUCAGCAACUUUGAGGCACUUAUGGGAUCUGUAAUCGAAGAAAUGAGUGUUGGUCUUGGACCUUGUGGGGAACUUAGGUACCCUGCACAUCCCAUUGGUGAUUGUAGAUGGAGAUUCCCUGGAAUUGGUGAAUUCCAAUGUUAUGACAAAUAUAUGAUGGAAGACUUGAAGAUGGCUGCUUGCCAAGAAGGGAAGCCUCAGUGGGGAAAAACUGGCCCACAAAAUGCCGGCUGCUAUAAUAGUUUUCCAUCUGGGGUUCCUUUCUUUGAAGAGGGACAGGAGAGCUUUCUAUCUGAUUACGGCCAUUUCUUUCUGGAAUGGUACAGUAGUAAGCUGAUUCAUCAUGCAGAUGCUAUUCUUGCGAAGGCAGCAAAAAUAUUGAAGAAAUAUCAAGAAAAUAAACAAAAUUCAGUUUUGUUAGUGGCAAAGAUUGGCAUUAUAUAUUGGUGGUACCAUACUGUAUCACACCCUGCUGAACUUACUGCUGGUUACUACAACACUGCUGCUAGGGAUGGCUAUGAUACUCUGGCUUCAGUAUUGUCUCGUCAUGGAGCUGCUUUGCAAAUUUCCUGCUUUGAGAUGAUGGACAAUGAAACCCCACAAACCUACCUUUGCAGUCCAGAAAGAUUACUCCAGCAGAUUAGGACAGUGUUGAAGAAAAGAGAAAUACAUUUAACUGGAAGAAAUUCCAAUGAGCGAUUUGACAAGAUGGAUCAAGUGGACAGCCCUAGGAGAGGAAAGGAAGUCUCAAUGAACCGACUUUUGUUGAUGUUUUGAGUCUUUGGUUGUGAAUAGUAGCUGUUAUUUCCGUGCUUCUUUUUGAGUUAGUAGUACUGUUGUAAAAAGGAAGUCACAGUGUGUAAGAGAUAAUUUGGUGUCUUUUGGGUAACGUGUGUCAAGGCAUAGUGGGUGCAAUUGGUUUAAUAGAGUGAAAUUUGUAGUAUCGGGAGUUGAUUGUAGAGGAAAUAUGAUUUUGAUUUGUUCUUUUGAUUUAGAAUUCAGAUUUUUCAACCUUUUAUUUGAGUAAGAUUUGACUAGGUUUUAUUUUUAAUAUAAUUUGUCUUUUGCAUAAGUAGGCCUUAAGUAUGUAAUGUAAUCAUUGGGAUUGAUAGAAUAAUUUAUCUUGAAUGACAAUGGAGAUUUCUUCCUGUAAAUUUCUUUGCUUCUCUUCCUCUUCUCCUACCGCUAUUCUUCUUCUUCCCGUCUAUCCUUCUUUCUUUCCCGACUUUCUCCAAUCUUUCUUUGCUGUCCCGCAUUAGAUUGAAAGUCAACUUAGCCAUUAACUAUUUGUUGUUUGGACAUGGCCAAUUGACUGUCUAGUUGACUUUGGAGACCUAGAAAACCUGGAAGGUUGACUGUGGGAUAGAAAAGUCAACCGUGAGUCAACUACCAAGACCAAAGGCCAAAGUAUCAUGACUGAAGGAUUGACUGACGGGAGCAGUAUGCAAUCUACCUCAGUUCAUAAGAGGAAAAGUUGAAUUGAGGAGUUAAUUGCGGAGACUAGGAAUUGGGCUACUUCAACUGACCAAAAUGAAGUUGGUCAAACUAUCUCAAUACAAACUAGGUAGAGUUGACUGUGGGGGUCCAUUGAAGCUCUGAUAUUUCACACAUCUAAUGGAUUUCAUGCACAUGCCCACCCCAACUAGAGAAGUAUUGGCCUAUUGGAGUUGCAGAGGCCUUAGUGGGUAAAUAAUGACCGUAGCACAAAUAAACCCAAAAGGGCAUUUGUCUGGAGAUGGCGUGUUAAAAGAUGAUUUGGGUAGUUCAAAAAUUCUACACAACAACAACAUAUUCAGCAUUUAUCCCAUUAUGUGGGGUCAGCUACAUGAAUUCUGGACUUCUAUGUGGCUUACGCCCCAAUGAAUAGUUUGUCUAGAAUUCAUAUUUGGGUAGUUCAAAAGGUCUAAAUGGAAAAAAUCCUAGCUGUGAUACUAAGGGUUCCUAACACACCCUAUUUCAUGGCAUGGGUCUUGAUGGAAGCUGGACAUGCCAUAUGUCGUAGGUUGAUUGACAGGUUGAGGAUCUGUGGAUCCCAAUUAUGCUAUAACACGAUGUGAUGACCCUGGUAGGACGUGUAUGCACUGGGAAAGUGAACUUUAUGAUUGUCUACGUAGGGAUGCAGUGGUGAUGUCUGAGGUGCAGGUGGGGAGCCACAUAUGUACUCCACGCUGGUCAAUGUUUGUCUGAUAGCUGUUUUUUAUUGGCAAAAAUUUAUCAUCC
Diospyros lotus (date-plum) is the source of this 2978-nucleotide messenger RNA. Its product is annotated as inactive beta-amylase 4, chloroplastic. The transcript is spliced from 10 exons. NCBI's taxonomy places the organism in Eukaryota, Viridiplantae, Streptophyta, Magnoliopsida, Ericales, Ebenaceae. Gene Ontology annotation, molecular function: beta-amylase activity. Bases 48 to 1535 code for a protein of 495 amino acids. Gene Ontology annotation, biological process: polysaccharide catabolic process. The record is from RefSeq and is a predicted model, not a curated record.